This is a messenger RNA of Drosophila ficusphila, 946 nucleotides long. It is a transcript of the gene Scox, whose product is annotated as protein SCO1 homolog, mitochondrial. The transcript is spliced from 2 exons. Gene Ontology annotation, biological process: mitochondrial respiratory chain complex IV assembly; intracellular copper ion homeostasis. The coding region runs from base 106 to 861 and encodes 251 amino acids. The record is from RefSeq and is a predicted model, not a curated record. NCBI's taxonomy places the organism in Eukaryota, Metazoa, Arthropoda, Insecta, Diptera, Drosophilidae. Gene Ontology annotation, cellular component: mitochondrial inner membrane. Gene Ontology annotation, molecular function: copper ion binding; copper chaperone activity.
CCUUCCUGUAACUGGCAGACUAAGAAGAAGCAUCAGGCCGGCGAGAUUUUUAUUUCUUCAGAAGAUUUACGUAAAACUUGAAAAUUCCUGAAACCAGGACGUAGGAUGUCCCGCUCCCUGCAACGCCUAAUGGGCAGCUGCCGACGCUGGGCACAGCAGCCCGCCGUUCGUCACUUUGCCGUUCCUGCGGAUUCCACAAAAGGCAAGGGUCCAAUUUCGUGGAAAAGUCUCGCAGUGAUUGGAGCACUCGGAGCUGGCGGACUGGGCUUUAUGCUGUACGUAAAAAGCGAGAAGGAUGAAGCGCGGUUAAAAGAGCGCCAGCGGCAGCUGGGAAAGGCAGCCAUUGGUGGCAGAUGGGAACUAGUGGAUUCCCAGGGAGCGGUGCGCAAAUCGGAGGACUUUCUAGGCAAGUGGUUGCUCAUCUACUUCGGAUUCACUCAUUGUCCGGACAUUUGUCCCGAUGAGCUGGAAAAGAUGGCUGCCGUGGUGGAUGAAGUGGAAAAAUCUCCUCAAACACCGGCGGUGCAGCCCAUCUUCAUUACCGUAGAUCCAGAACGUGACUCCAAAGAGGUGGUGGCUAAAUAUGUAAAAGAAUUCUCGCCCAAACUUUUAGGACUCACAGGAACCGUCGAUCAGAUCCGCAAUGUGUGCAAGGCCUUCCGGGUUUAUUUCAGUGCCGGUCCGCGGGACGCGGAUAACGAUUACAUCGUGGACCACACCAUUAUCAUGUAUUUGGUCAAUCCGGACGGAGAAUUUGUGGACUACUACGGUCAAAAUCGGGAUAAGGAUCAAUGCGUUGCCUCUAUUCUGGUGAACAUAGCCAAGUGGAACUCGUUGAACAAAAAGGGCUGGUUCAGCUAGGCAGUUUAAUCCCUACCAAUGUUGAUUCGUUGUAUUUAUUUUAACGUAUAACGUGAGCCUGUUAAAAUAUAGGAAAACAAAUAUA